Saccharomyces kudriavzevii IFO 1802 is the source of this 648-nucleotide messenger RNA. It is a transcript of the gene INA22, whose product is annotated as Ina22p. The transcript has a single exon. Lineage: Eukaryota; Fungi; Ascomycota; Saccharomycetes; Saccharomycetales; Saccharomycetaceae. The record is from RefSeq and is a predicted model, not a curated record. Bases 1 to 648 code for a protein of 215 amino acids.
AUGUUUUCGGUAAGAUCUCCAUUAAAGAAUGGGCUUAUGAGGAGUUUUAGUCGCAUGAAGAUGGCAGCUAGGACUGUUACAUCAGCGAGUACAAGUGUUAAGUCGAAGUCAAGGUACGAUAAAACGAUGAACAAGCCUUUACUCUUGGUAAUGGUGUUUGGGUCGAUAUUGAACGCUGGAAUAGUUGAAAAGAGGAAAACUAAUGAUAUGGAAAGAAAGUAUCAUUUAAAGGUCGAUAAGUUGAAAGAGCUGAUACAAAGAGUUCAUGAUAAUAAUGGAAAGGUAGAUUUUAACGCAGAUGAUGAAUUGAAACUAGUAAAUUUAUGUUUAGGAAUUGUCAAUAGAAAUCAACCUACGAUGGAAGAAGAUAAAAAUGACAUCAUGAUUCCUAAGGAGGAGUCACUGGAAGAGAUUUGGCAAAGUAUAAUAGAAGAGGCAAAGAAAGAAGUGAUGGAACCGACUUCAAUCAAUGAUGCUAAGAACAAAGAUGGGAUUGUCACAGACUUGGAUCUUCUGAAGAAUUUGAAAAAUUCAAAAAAAGAAGAUGAACAAGUUUAUUUAAAUGGUGAUAUCCAUAUGAUAAUGAAUAAGCCAGGUGAUUUGAAUGAAAUUGCCAAAGAAAAUGUCAAAAUGCCAAAGUUUCUAUAG